AUGUUUAGUAAUUCAUGGAACUGUGAAACUUGCAAUUGCUUAUACAAAGAUAAUAAUGAUAUAUUCAUGGACUACAAUUUAAAUGACGAAAAUGUUUUCAAUCAUGAAACACUUUCCAUACCUGAUGAAUUCAUUUCGUAUAAUUUGUUGGAAACAAACGAUUUUUUUAAUGAAGAUCAAGAUGCAGCUUCGAAAGAAAAAUAUAAACUAGAAAAUCUUAACGAUGCUGAUCAAGAAAUUAGUACAAGUCGAACUAUGUUAUUUAACUCGGACAAUAUUGAACUUCCCCUUUCAAUUAUAAAUCUCAUUGACGAUUUUCCAAAUUUACCAACACCACAAUCAUUUUCAAAUUUAUUUCAAGAAGUUUUUCCUACUAUUGAUAUAAGUGAAACGACAACAGAUACAACAGCUGUCGAUGAAAGUACAACAAAAUAUGAUGUCGAUCAGUCACAUCUAGAUGUGGCAUGUACAAAUGAAACAUCACGUCAAUCGCAAGUCACCAUCGUCAUGUUGCCAUUUCAAAUUUCAACAUUAAUCAAUACUCAUUCGUAUCCACCUACAAAUAUGGUCGGUCCAAUUAGUGAACAUGAUCGACCUUAUUCGAAAUAUGGACAUUUAGGUAAGUAA
Molecule: messenger RNA, 627 nt
Organism: Rotaria sp. Silwood2
Lineage: Eukaryota; Metazoa; Rotifera; Eurotatoria; Philodinida; Philodinidae
Source: the annotation of a GenBank genome assembly